Molecule: messenger RNA, 1125 nt
Organism: Acanthocheilonema viteae
Lineage: Eukaryota; Metazoa; Nematoda; Chromadorea; Rhabditida; Onchocercidae
Source: the annotation of a GenBank genome assembly
AUGUCAUUAUUGGCUAAGUUGUUAAAGCAGAAGAAUAAUUUAAUCAAGUCUGCAAUAUUAAAUGUGCAGAAUAAUUAUUUGAAUGAGCAAUGUAUCAUUGUUGAUGAGAAUGAUAAUCCUUUGCGUUCUGAAUCCAAACGGUUCUGUCAUUCGGCUGAAACAUUAGCCUUACAUCGUGCGUUUAGCGUUUUUUUGUUUACGGAAAACAAUGAAAUGAUCCUGCAAAAACGAGCUGCUCAGAAACUGACAUUUCCAUCGCUAUGGACAAAUGCAUGUUGCAGUCAUCCUUUAUGGAAUGAAUAUGAAAUGUGCACUGACAUGAAUAAUAUUGGAAUUCGACGAGCUGCUAGAAGAAAAUUAAAUCAUGAAUUAGGCAUUCUGUCUGCUAACAUUGAUCAAAUGAAGAUCAUGGGUCGUUUCCUGUAUAAAGCAAUGCAUGAUGAUAAUUGGGGUGAACAUGAGCUUGAUUAUGUUAUUGUUUUGCGUGAUUGUGAUAUUAAUCAAAUUAAACCAAAUCCGGAAGAAGUUGAAGCGAUAGCUGUUGUUACAUCAAUGGAGGAGUUGGCUGAAAUCUUGAAAAGCAUAAUGUAUACGGUCUGGACACGUGCAAAUGCAAUAUUUGCAUUCAUGCUUUCUGUCUUAUCAGCUUUAACAUUUUGCGUUUUCGUAUCCACUGUUUGGUUACCAAAUACUGCACCAGUUACUUUAUCCGCGAAUAAUAUCCGCGUGAAAAAUUUCGUAGAUUAUACAUCAGAAGAUUCACGGAGUGAUGUAGUAAUGGCAGAAUUGAGUAUCAAGGUUGAUGUUGCUUCAAUAUUUAACUGGAAUGUUAAAGAGAUCUUUAUGUUCCUAGUAGCAGAGUACAGUACGCCAAAAACACCUCUUAAUCAGAUUGUACUUUGGGAUAAAGUGUUGAGACGUGGCGAAUGGUCGAAGGUACAUGAGGAGAAUAUUACACCGAAAUACUACUUUAUGGAUGAUGGUAUGAAUCUGUUGAAUCACAAAAAUGUCACGCUUGUACUAAGAUGGAAUGUGGUACCGAAUGUGGGUUAUCUAGCAACGGCGCAGGGUGAAGGACAAUACCGGGUCGAAUUUCCGUCGAACUAUUAUAGUGGCCGAUUUUAG